AUGGUCGAGCAUAUGGUCAUGGAGGGAGACACCUCAUCUCCCCCCAAAUACUCCAAGUCAUCCUCGAACCGGACUUCGUUCUUUAACGCAUACCUCUUCUGCUCCUCCAUCUGCGCAAUCGCCGGUCUCAUUAUCGGUGCAAUCUCGCUCCACAAAGCGAGCGAGUUCAAAGCGUUUCAGUUCUCCCAAUCUAUCACGGACUUGGAGCGCACCUUUAACAGCACUGUCUACGCCAUUACAAGCAAUGGCAUCGGUCCAGCGUGCGAAGAUGCUCCCAUAGAGCUGAUCACAGGCCAAACUUCUAUCCCAAGUCAAUGUGUCACUGUCACUGCCAGCGAUAUGAUGUAUGUGACAAGGCUGGCCGUUAAUUGUGUUGCUAUUGUCUAUGAAAGCGCAAACUGCACGGGAACUCAGGCAGAGCUCGGGGAUUUUACUCCUCCAUCUUGUAUAGUUGCAGCUGGCUUAGGCAUGUUGGGUGGGGAUGGUGGUGAUUUUUAUGAGAGUUUCAAAGUGGUUUGCUCUUGA
This is a messenger RNA of Penicillium psychrosexuale, 525 nucleotides long. RefSeq lists its product as uncharacterized. The transcript has a single exon. Lineage: Eukaryota; Fungi; Ascomycota; Eurotiomycetes; Eurotiales; Aspergillaceae. Bases 1 to 525 code for a protein of 174 amino acids. The record is from RefSeq and is a predicted model, not a curated record.